CUGCUAUAGAAAUGUUGGAGUUAUCUCCCUUCCUGGACUCUUCAGUGCACUUGCCAACAUGGCUGACUGGGAAGAAGUGAAACGUCUGGCAGCUGAUUUUCAGCGUGUACAGCUGAGUACGACGAAACAAAAAUUGUCUGAGAGGAACAUUGUGGAGUUGGUUACAAAGCUGAUUGAGCUGAAACUGAUCGAUGUGAUCUACACAACAGAUGGCAAGGAGUAUCUCACCCAUCAGGAGCUGGCGAAGGAGAUCCGAGAAGAACUAUAUGUUCAUGGAGGUCGUAUCAACCUGGUUGAACUGCAGCAGAUUCUCAAUGUUGAUCUGAACCACAUCCAGGCCAAGGUGAACUCCAUCGUCGGCCAGAACAGGAAGAUCAGCCUGGUACUGGGACAGCUCAUUGAUGUCACCUAUAAAGAUCGUCUGGCUGAGGAGGUGAAUGACAAACUUACUGAACAAGGCCAAGUGACCAUUGCAGAACUGACAAAGACCUAUGACCUGCCAGCCGACUUUCUCACUGAGGUGGUUCGUGCGAGACUUGGGUCUAUAAUCAAAGGUCAACUUGAUAGCUAUGACCGUGACGUCAUCUUCACCCACGCAUUUGUGACGAGGAUGAAGGCCAGAAUCCGUGGCUCACUCAGUGCUGUCACAAAGCCGACGCCUGUGCUCUCCGUGAUGUCCCAGCAUGGCUGCAAGGAGAGACUCUUUCAUACUAUAUUAGAGAAACUGAUCAAGACGGGACGUCUGGCAGGUUCAGUAUCUGGAGGUAAAAAAGAGAAGGCAACAUACAUUCCAGACAUCUACACACAGUCACAGAAUGAGUGGGUUGAUGCCUUCUACAAACAGAAUGGAUAUCUAGAGUAUGACUCGCUGUCGAGACUGGGGAUAUCUGACGUGAAGAGCUUCAUCAAGAAGCGUUUCAAGGAUGAGCCAAUCACCUACUUGAAGACAUGUUGUGCUGGGAAAGGAAUUCAGGACCAGAUUGAGGCUACAGCUGAAGAAGCCCUCUCUACAGGAGGAUGGGUGGACAUUAUGACCGUGAUGCCGUCCAUAUUCAGCGUCAAGGAUGCAGGACAGCUGUUGACCAAUUAUCUGCGGGGCCGUCAAGGUGUAAUUGUGUGCUGUGAGAGCAUUGUGGCGAGCGAGAGUCUCAUAUCUGAGUGUAGCAAGCCAUUUUCAGAACUCAUGACAUCAAAAGCAAGGAAGGAAGCCAAAUCUAACCCAGUGUUCCUGAACACCGAGGGAGACAAGAAGGGAGGUAAACUGGCAGGCCUGGACGAUGGAAGCUCUGCUCGGGAAGACAAGAAAGACCAGCGAAGAAAAAAAGCCGCCUCCAGCACAAAAAGUGGAGGGGGGACACAGGGACGUGAGGCGAAGAUGAAAGCAACAAAGAAAAAGUACCGAACUGGUCGUGGCGAUCAGGAAGACGAUUCUGAUGAUGACACUGUUCAGUCUUCCAACACACGCACAAAGCCAGGCGAGGUGACAUUUAUGACCAUCACUGAAAUGUCAGAUGUCAUCCGUAAACAGGAGAAGCUUCAGGAUUGUCCGGAAGACUUGAUCAGUGAAAUAGCCAGCAAGUUGUACAGACCGCUGACUCGACAGUUCCAGGAAGUGGCGAAGUCUAUAUUCAUGGAAACAUCUGGCACUGCGACAGGCUCAGACAGAAAGAAGACCCAUGGAGAGUUGCAAGAGAAAGUGUCAGGGCUGUGGACCAAUGCUAAACUGUUUGAGAAGGGGCUGAAACACUUUGGUGGUGAUACCCACGUGCAGCUAGUCAAGUAUUUGCUGAACACUGUGUGCACCGACAUCACCAACAUUGUGUUGAAUGCUGUGGCUACUGACAGCCUUAUGUCUGUCAUUGAUGAUGAAGGUCUCACACCAGAGGCCAGGCUGAAAGUAAUUAGCAGUCUCCCUGCAGCGGAACAGACCAUGAUGACCAAGCUACAUAUGUCCGUCACGGGGAAGCACAGUGAACCAAUUGAAAAUGUAAAUAUGAAUGAUAAUAUUUCUUUCAGGCAAAUUGUGUUCAAUCAUCGUCAGUCUCUAGUGGAGAGCGUGAAGGAUGAGAGUGACCCCGCCAUGGCUCUCCACCUUGCUGCAGUCAUGCUGUUCCAGACCUACACACAGAUGAUGGUGCAUGCCCCGGGGCGAGUUGUGCCACAGAUCAUCGAGUACCUAGAAUCCUACAUGGUCAAGGACCAGCACAAAACACUAGUCACUCUACAAGAACAUGUGGUGAAGCAGGCCAAGCUCCAGGCCGACGGUGCUGCCGCUGCUGAUGCCGAAGCUGUUACUGCAGUCAUGGAGGAGAUCAAGCCUCUUUUGCCACAGGUGAAAGAAAUAGCCCUAACUGCCAAGAGAAACUCACCCAAAGAGGAGGAAGACAAGUAAUUCUGGUGUUGAGUGACUCUGGAUUAUCUACAGCCCUUGAUGGAUUGUGCCACCAUGUCUCGGUGAGACUGUUUCAACACGAAUCAAUGAGAGAUUACACUUGAUGUCCAGACAUGUACU
This is a messenger RNA of Haliotis rubra (blacklip abalone), 2512 nucleotides long. Its product is annotated as E3 UFM1-protein ligase 1-like. Lineage: Eukaryota; Metazoa; Mollusca; Gastropoda; Lepetellida; Haliotidae. The record is from RefSeq and is a predicted model, not a curated record. Gene Ontology annotation, molecular function: UFM1 ligase activity. Gene Ontology annotation, biological process: protein K69-linked ufmylation; regulation of proteasomal ubiquitin-dependent protein catabolic process; response to endoplasmic reticulum stress. Gene Ontology annotation, cellular component: endoplasmic reticulum membrane.